Messenger RNA from Balaenoptera ricei (Rice's whale), 2906 nucleotides. RefSeq names its product dynein regulatory complex subunit 7 (gene DRC7). The record is from RefSeq and is a predicted model, not a curated record. NCBI's taxonomy places the organism in Eukaryota, Metazoa, Chordata, Mammalia, Artiodactyla, Balaenopteridae. The transcript has 18 exons. Gene Ontology annotation, biological process: flagellated sperm motility. The coding region runs from base 107 to 2707 and encodes 866 amino acids. Gene Ontology annotation, cellular component: motile cilium.
GGGGCUGGCCAUCCUCACACCCCUAGGCCUGUCCACCACCUAUGUCUUUGCACUGUUCACCUCUCUGCAAGAGACCUCAUCUCCAGACAGUCAGAGACACGCCAGAAUGGAGGUCCUGAAGGAGAAAGUGGAGGAGGAGGAGGAGGCCGAGCGGGCCGAGAGGGGCGAGAAAAUGAUGAGGCCGAUGGAGGUGCGGAAGGAGGAAACCAUCAUGACGCAGGAGAUGCUCAGAGACCUGGAGAGGAAGCUGUCGGAGAUUGAGGUCUCCAUCCCAGAGAAGCCCUCGACUUUUACCAAGGACGCUAUUGACAUCUCCAAGCUGCCCCUUUCCUACCAAAGCAACACGCCCAAGGAGGAACACCUGCUGCAGGUGGCAGACAACUUCUCCCGCCAGUACAGCCACCUGUGCCCGGACCGCGUGCCCCUCUUCCUGCACCCAGUGAACGAGUGCGAAGUGCCUAAGUUCGUGAGCACAACCAUCCGGCCCACGCUGAUGCCCUACCCUGAGCUCUACAACUGGGACACCUGCGCCCAGUUUGUCUCAGACUUCCUGUCCGCGGUGCCCUUGCCCGACCCCCUCAAGCCGCCCUCCUACCUGUACUCCUCGACCACGGUGCUCAAGUACCAGAAGGGGAACUGCUUUGACUUCAGCACGCUGCUCUGCUCCAUGCUCAUCGGUGCCCGCUACGAUGCCUACUGCGUCUACGGCUAUGGCUCACAGGACCUGUGCCACAUGGACCUGACUCGGGAGGUGUGCCCACUCACCGUGAAGCCCAAGGAGAUGGUCAAGGAGGAGGAAAAGGCACCACCUAAGAAGUACGCCGUCAAACCGCCCAGGGACCUGACAAGCAGGUUUGAACAGGAGCAGGAGAUUAAAAGGCAGGAGGCAAUCAAGGCCGAGGAGGAGAGGCGACUGAAGCAGGAGGAGGAGCGCCUCGUGGAGCAGGAGAGUGCAAAGACGGACCCCCUGCACGGCCUGCGGGUACACUCCUGGGUCCUGGUGUUGUCGGGGAAACGCGAGGUGCCCGAGAGCUUUUUCAUUGACCCGUUCACUGGACGCAGCUACAGCACCCAGGACGACCACUUCCUGGGAAUAGAGAGCCUCUGGAACCACAAGAACUACUGGGUCAACAUGCAGGACUGCUGGAACUGCUGCAAGGACCUGGUCUUUGACCUGGGAGACUCUGUGAGGUGGGAGUACCUGCUCUUGGGGACCGACAAGCCUCUCCUGUCCCUGACUGAUGAGGAGGACGAUGGGACGAACGAUGACGAUGAUGUGGAAAAUCUGGGCAAGGAGGAUGAGGAUAAGAGCUUCGACAUGCCGUGCUCGUGGGUGGAGCAGAUUGAGAUCUCCCCAGAAGCGUUCGAGACCCGCUGCCCAAACGGGAAGAAGGUGAUACAGUACAAGCGGGCAAAGCUGGAGAAGUGGGCCCCGUACCUCAACAACAACGGCCUGGUGUGCCGCCUCACCACCUACGAGGACUUGGAGUGCACCAAGACUUUGGAGAUAAAGGAGUGGUUCCAGAACCGGGAGGAUAUGCUGGAGCUGAAGCACAUCAACAAGGUCACGGGGCUGAAUAUCGACUACUUCAAGCCGGGCCACCCCCAGGCUCUGCGUGUGCACUCAUACACGUCCAUGCAACCCGAGAUGGACCGCGUCAUGGAGUUUUAUGAAACGGCCCGCGUGGACGGCCUGAUCAAACGGGAGGAGACGCCCAGGACAAUGACGGAGUACUACCAAGGGCGGCCCGACCUCCUUUCCUACCGCCAUGUCAAUUUCGGGCCCCGGAUCAAGAAGUUGGCUCUGAACAGUGCAGAGUCAAACCCCCGGCCCGUGGUGAAAAUCACAGAGCGAUUCUUCCGCAACCCUGCGAAGCCUGCGGAUGAAGACGUGGCAGAGCGCGUGUUUCUGAUCCUGGAUGAGCGCAUCCAGCUGCGCUACCACUGCCGCGAGGACCGCAUCACGGCCUCCAAGCGUGAGUUCCUGUGGCGCACGGAGGGGGACAGCAAGGGCAACAAGAUCAUCAUGACGCCUGACAUGUGUCUCAGCUUUGAGGUGGAGCCCAUGGAGCACACCAAGAAGCUUCUCUACCAGCCCGAGGCCAUGAUGAAGCUGAAGAACGAGGAGAAGUUGUCCAGGCAUCAGGCCUGGGAGUCAGAGCUGGAGGUGCUGGAGAUCCUGAAGCUUCGGGAGGAAGAGGAGGCGGCGCAUGCGCUGACCAUCUCCAUCUAUGACACCAAGCGCAACGAGAAGAGCAAGGAGUAUCGGGAGGCCAUGGAGCGCGUGAUGCACGAGGAGCACCUGUGGCAGGUGGAGGCCCAGCUGGACUACCUGGCCCCAUUUCUGGCACAGCUCCCACCGGGAGAGAAGCUGACGCGCUGGCAGGCCGUGCGCCUCAAGGAUGAGUGCCUCAGUGACUUCAAGCAGCGGCUCAUCAACAAGGCCAACCUCAUCCAGGCCCGGUUUGAAAAGGAGACCCAGGAGCUGCAGAAGCAGCAGCAGUGGUAUCAGGAGAACCAGGUGACCUUGACGCCCGAGGAUGAAGACUUGUACCUGAGUUACUGCUCUCAGGCCAUGUUCCGCAUCCGCAUCCUGGAGCAGCGGCUCAAUCGACACAAGGAGCUGGCCCCACUGAAGUACCUGGCUCUGGAGGAAAAGCUCUACAAGGACCCACGCCUGGUGGAGUUACUGAAAGUCUUCGUUUGAUGCUUCUCAGUCCCCACACCUGUGGUCCUUUGCCCCUCCUGAGGCCUCAGUGAAGCUGCCAGAGAAAGAAACCUCCCCCAAAGCCUGGCCCACGUGCUCCCUAUGCCCAGCUAAUGACCAUCCAUCUGGGCACCUGGCCUCGCUGCCACACCACCUCCCUGCAGCCAUCUGUUCCUGCUUCUCCUGAUUUUCCUGUAAA